This is a messenger RNA of Emys orbicularis (European pond turtle), 993 nucleotides long. It is a transcript of the gene HEYL, whose product is annotated as hes related family bHLH transcription factor with YRPW motif like. Gene Ontology annotation, biological process: regulation of neurogenesis; regulation of transcription by RNA polymerase II; anterior/posterior pattern specification. The transcript is spliced from 5 exons. The record is from RefSeq and is a predicted model, not a curated record. Lineage: Eukaryota; Metazoa; Chordata; Testudines; Emydidae. The coding region runs from base 1 to 993 and encodes 330 amino acids. Gene Ontology annotation, molecular function: DNA-binding transcription factor activity, RNA polymerase II-specific; protein dimerization activity; RNA polymerase II cis-regulatory region sequence-specific DNA binding. Gene Ontology annotation, cellular component: nucleus.
AUGAAGAGGCUGAGCGAGGAGAGCUGGUCGGGCUCCGAGUCGGACGGGACCAUAGACGUGGGCAAAGAGGAGGAAUACAGCCAAGUAUCCAGGGCUGUUUCUCCCACCACCACAUCUCAGAUACAAGCCAGGAAGAAGCGGAGAGGGAUCAUUGAGAAGCGGCGCCGUGACCGUAUUAACAGCAGCCUGUCUGAACUGAGGCGUUUAGUCCCUACUGCCUUUGAGAAGCAGGGCUCCUCCAAGCUGGAGAAGGCAGAAAUCCUGCAAAUGACAGUGGACCAUUUAAAAAUGCUUCAUGCCACUGGAGGAACAGGGUUCUUAGAUGCCCGAUCCCUGGCUGUGGAUUACAGGAGUAUCGGCUUCCGUGAAUGCCUCACUGAAGUUGUCAGAUACCUUGGUAUCCUUGAGGGACAAAAUGGUGCUGAUCCUAUCCGGCUACGACUCCUCUCCCACCUGAAUAAUUAUGUUGCCGAAAUGGAGCCUUCGCCCAUGGCCACUUCCCUUCUGCCCUUUCAGAUGUGGCCCUGGUCAUUCAUCCACAAUUCCACAGCCCCCGCCAACCAAGUACUAAUACCCAGGAGGGAGGCUGUCCCGGGUCUAGCUGUCUUGACUGCUUCCCCCCUGGCUUAUCCAAGCACCACCAUGAGAAGAGCUCCCGUUCGCCGAAUUCCUAGUGCCAUCAUGCCAGCCCGCCGAAACUUCCUUUCCAAUCGGAUGGCCUCUUCGUCCCGGAGGUCUAGACCCACAGUGACAUCACCAACCCCAGGCGCCAUGUCCAGUGUGCCAUCACCGAGGGGUGCCCUGAGAGAUGCCACCUCUAGAAGCAGCCAGAUUGCAACUUUCCUGCUCUCCUCUGCCUCUGCUGGAGUUCCCGUACCAUCUGCUUCUUACACAGCUCCUCCUGCUUUGAAUGCUUCUCCUCAGGGGCCAGGCACCAGAGGUGGGACUUCCAGACUCUGCCGCUCCUGGGCUACUGAAAUUGGGGCUUUCUGA